ACCUACAGCUCGCCCUACGACUACAAGCCGCUGGAUACGUACUGCCUGGAUAAGAUCUUAAAAUCGCAUCCACGCUGGAAGGACAUCAUCCUCCUCGAGCGUCACUACCGGCAGCAGGAUUUCGAGAGUGUUCAUGUACUACACGAAAAAUUGCUCGCCGCAUUCCAAGAGAUCAUCCGUGAGAGCCCGUGGGCCGAUGCGGAAACCCAGAAGAAUGCUAUUGAAAAGCACUCCCAAGAAGAAUCUCAGGCCCGCCCGGAGGCGAUCAACGACUUCUACUCCCUGCGUUUCCAUUGGGCGCUGCUGACGCCGCCACUAUACCACGUCGACGCGGCGCUCGAGUUGCAGUACGGCGCGCUCGGGUUCAUCAUCGCCCACGAGAUCGCGCACACCAUUGAUCCGGGAUGGAUCAAUCGCGACACGCAGGUGCUCGCCGGCGAUGAGGACGAGGGUCAAUUCGCCGAACAAGUCGAGUGUAUCGAUCAUCAGGCGGCUUUUCGCGCCUACCGCAACGAGCGGAGGCGCCUCUACGGCCGGGCCGAGCCAAAGCUUCCCGGACUCGACGCCUACACCCCGGAUCAGCUCUAUUUUGUGGCGACGGCUAUGUUCCACUGUGGCGAGCACAGCGAUGGCGAUCUUGAGGGGUACAUGGCGGACGAGCAUCCGAUUGGCUACAUUCGUGUCAACGAGAUGAUGAAAAACUCGAAGGACUUUUCCCGCGCUUACAAGUGUCCGCUGAACUCGCCGAUGAACCCGGAGAAGAAGUGCCGCGUGUGGCGCCACAAGAAGAUC
This is a messenger RNA of Mesorhabditis spiculigera, 792 nucleotides long. The record is from the annotation of a GenBank genome assembly. NCBI's taxonomy places the organism in Eukaryota, Metazoa, Nematoda, Chromadorea, Rhabditida, Rhabditidae.